AUAAAUAACGUAUUUGAGAACACAUUCAGGCGACAAGGGACAGGCAUUGACCAAGCCGACACAUUACUACCCGCUUCGGUAUAAAGUAGAAUACGGCAGCUCGGUGUCUUUCUGCAGAUAAAAAUCCCAUUUUCUAUUCUUCAGGAUUCAAGAUACAGGGACAACCAUGGGUCAAGAAGAUGGAAAACAGGCGUCGUCCUUUGACGGGAAAGAAACCAGAGGUUCGGUUGUUCUUUCCGUUGCAUUCUUCGCAGCAUUCACAGCUUAUAUGGCAAUCCAGAAUCUGCAGAGCAGCUUGAAUCAGGCAGCAGAUCUUGGCAUCAUUUCCCUGAGCGUUUUGUACGCAUGUAUAAUAUUUUCUGGAAUCUUAGCUCCGGCUGUGAUCAAAUUUCUUGGAGUGAAAAAGUCUCUGAUCCUGUCAUGGAUAUGUCACAUCCUGUACACAGGCUCGAACUUCUACCCAACAUUCUACACGUUGAUUCCAUCCUCCAUCCUCCUUGGUGCCAUAUCGGGCUUCAUGUGGACUGGUCAGAGCAUCUACAUAUCUGUGUGUGCCUUUUCCCUUGCCAAAUCUACAGACAAGACCGAGUACGAUGUUCUUAGCAAGCUGAACGGCUUGUUCUUCACACUGUUUGAAACGACACAAAUAACAGGGAACCUUGUAUCAUCACUGGUUCUGCAAACAGGAACCUACAGUAAUGUGACUGGGGGAGCCGUGUGUGGACCGGAAUAUUGUCCAUUGUCAGUGAAUGGAAGUGAAAUAGCCACCCCAGAGACAAGCGUGGUGUACAUUCUACUAGGCAUCUACCUUGGGUGUGAUGUCAUUGCUUUGGUUGUCACAGUUUUCUUCCUACCGCCUUUGCCUAAAAGUAACUGGAGUAGCAACGCCAGCUUGAAGCAAUCUCUCAGUUCCUUCUUUGUGACCCUCUUCAAGAGCAAGCUGAUAUUCCUGGUUCCUUUCAUCAUGUUCCAGGCGGUGGAACAAGCUAUUCUAUGGGGAGACUACACAAGGUCCUAUGUCAGCUGUACUAUCGGAAUACACAUGGUUGGUUUCAUCAUGGCAACGUAUGGGGCAGCCACUGCUUCCUGUGCCUUCGUAUUCAGUCGCAUUGCGAAGUACAUUGGACGUUACAUUCUCUUCUUCACUGCUGCUGUCUUACAAGGCGGGGUGUUUGUAGUUCUGUACAUAUGGACCCCGACAAGUGAGGACACAACCUAUCUCUUCUUGAUUCCGGUUGCAUGGGGUCUUGGAGAAGGUAUUUGGCAAACACAAUCCAACUCCCUCAUUGCCCUCCUGUUCCCGGAGAAGAAGGAGCCAGCCUUUGCUAACUUCCACACUUGGAAAGCCAUCGGAUUCACACUAACGUUUAUACUCAGUAACUUUCUGUGUUUGAAGACCAAACUGAUAUUCGUCAUGAGCCUGCUAGUGGUUGGUAUGACGAUGUACACUGGUGUGGAGAUUUAUAACAGGAGAUCUCACGGAAGUGACGUCACCAAAUCGGAAAUUAAAAUGGAGGACAAAAAAGAAUCGAAAACUUCCUUGUAACACAUUUUGGCCUCUUCAUAAUUUUAUAAUAAUUUUAAUAAAAUUGCAUAGAUGACA
This is a messenger RNA of Haliotis rufescens (red abalone), 1603 nucleotides long. Its product is annotated as protein unc-93 homolog A-like. The coding region runs from base 167 to 1546 and encodes 459 amino acids. Lineage: Eukaryota; Metazoa; Mollusca; Gastropoda; Lepetellida; Haliotidae. The record is from RefSeq and is a predicted model, not a curated record. The transcript is spliced from 3 exons.